Parasteatoda tepidariorum (common house spider) is the source of this 7624-nucleotide messenger RNA. RefSeq names its product mucolipin-3. Gene Ontology annotation, cellular component: plasma membrane; lysosomal membrane. Gene Ontology annotation, molecular function: NAADP-sensitive calcium-release channel activity. NCBI's taxonomy places the organism in Eukaryota, Metazoa, Arthropoda, Arachnida, Araneae, Theridiidae. The record is from RefSeq and is a predicted model, not a curated record.
GAGUAUGCGUUUAAUCAUAAUCGAUUGCAUAACGACUCCAUGUAUUAUUGUUAUUUAUAUUUUCAUAUGAAAAAAUGUAAACACGGGACAAUGACGCAUAUACUGUUUAUGACUUGAUUAUCUUCUGACAGCUGUGUAAACGAUCCGGUAUGAUCAGCAUCAAAACCAGUGAUUUUAUUUAUAUUCAUACUCUUUUUGUUUGACUUCUAUUUUUAUCUUAAUAUGGAAACUUCAAGAAAUCGUAGUUCAGGUGACAGCAGUAAAUUGCCUUCACAGCUUUCUCCUGACGAAGGAUCUUCGUUGCUGGGAAACAGCUUCGAAGUUCAUCCAAAUGUAACAUACGGCGGUAUAACAGCUUCAUUUCCCGACGAAUCUUACACGACGAACACUCAUGAAAUGGACGACGACGUACCUAUUUGUGCGGAAGAAGAAUUGAAAAGAAAAUUAAAGUACUUUUUUAUGAACCCGAUCGAAAAAUGGAGGGCUAAAGGUAAAUUUCCAUGGAAACUGCUUCUUCAGGUUAUUAAAAUUAUAUUUGUCACUCUGCAACUCGUAGUGUUCGGAUCAGAUGGGACUGUUUAUGAAUUACAAAAGCAAAACACUGUAUUUAGUUUUCGACACAUGUUUCUGAAAGAUUGGACAUCUCUGCGCGAUGUGGUUGCUUAUCCCCCUUCUACGGGACCCUACGCUGUUUAUACUAAACCGGAAUUUUACGGUACAGUCAAUCAUGUGAUCAGGACGUAUGCAAACAUUACAAAUGUUGCUCUGGGUACGUAUUGUUACGAUCAAGUGAACUGUACAAUGUCUAAUUUAACAUUUUGUCGCAAAGAGUUUAAAAUGAUUGUUGCCUUCAACUCUUCUGUGACAUUUGAUGGUCACACAAAGGAAUUAUGCCACGACAUUCCCAGUAUUUAUCCGCCCGGUGAUCCACGUUGGGCACACUUUUCAAUUAGAACGUAUCUGUCCGAGCAAAAUGAUACGAUCUCGUUUGACAAACUGGUUUUUGCAGACUUGUCUUUCGCAUUGAAAACGAUUUUUCUUAAGAAAAUCGGUAACAAUAAAUAUCCCGAUUGUUACAGAUUUAAAAUUCGCGUUUCUUUUAAUAAUAACGAACACGAUGGACAAGUGUUAGUCGACUUGGAUACUAUCGGAGAAAAACUGAAAUGUUAUCACAAUGGUAACAUGGAUCCAGUCGACAAGUGGGGUUACGUUGCACGCCAAAUUCUAAACUGCUUCAUCAUAUCCAUAUGCAUACUCUCACUUUUGUUAUGUUUUCGCAUGCUGGCCAAAGCUCGUCUUUUGUGCACACAAACAGACACGUUUUUCAAGCAAACUCAAAAUAAAAUGUUAUCGACUGCGGAGAAAAUGGAGUUUCUUGAUAUAUGGUAUUGCACUAUGAUAUUCAACGAUGCAUUAAUAAUAGCAGCUUCAACAUUAAAGGCAGCUAUCGAGCAAAGAAGUGUCGAGAGCGACCAAUAUGCAACUUGUGCCAUUCUCCUUGGUGUCGGCAAUCUAUUAGUUUGGGCUGGCGUGCUUCGCUACCUGGGAUUCUUCAGAAAGUAUAAUAUACUUAUUUUAACCAUGAAGAGGGCCAUACCAAAUGUACUGCGCUUCACAUUGUGUUGCGUGUUACUGUACUCCGGUUUCACAUUCUGCGGAUGGGUGGUGCUCGGACCUUAUCACAUCAAAUUCCGCAGUUUGAGCAGCACGUCAGAAUGCCUGUUUGCCAUGAUGAAUGGUGAUGAUUUAUUUGCUACUUUUGCCAUAACGAACACCAAUAAUAAUUUAAUUUGGUGGUUUAGCAGAUUUUAUCUCUACACUUUUAUAAGUCUGUUUAUAUAUGUUGUGAUAUCUCUAUUUAUAUCGGUGAUUAUGGACUCCUACGAGACAGUGAAAGAUUUUUAUCAUAAUGGCAGUACCUUGACACGAAUUCAAGUGCUGAUUGCCGAUUAUCCCGAUGAUUCGUGCUCUUCUUUUUAUCAACAGAGAAGAUUACAAAGAAAGAGUGUUUGGCAAUGGUUUUCAAUGUUAGUCAAAAAAUGAUACUUUAAACACGUAAAAUAUCUUUUUUAAAUAAAAAAAUGAAUUCUUUUAGAGUUUGUGAUUAAAGUAAGAGUUCUAUUUGCGAUCUCAUCUAUGCUAUAUGUUUUUAGCCUUAACAGUGAUGGAGUAAACAUAAUAGCUCUGUAGCAGAAACCUUAGCAAUGUGACGAGUAUUAUAGAGUAUUGUGAUCAAUUCUGAAAGAAGUUUUUUUUUUUUUAAUUUUCUUUAUUUUAAUUUUGUGAUCACAAGUAUUCACAUGGUUUUAGAUCUCAAUCAUGUUUUAUUCUGACUCAGAUGUCUUACAAUCUUUGAAUUCAAUGUAAUUAGCAAUGUGUAUUUUUGUUAUAUCUAACAAAUAUUUUUUAUGCAAACCUCUCUUAAAAAUGUCAUGGUUUUCAUGUAGUAUAAUAUAUUCAGAUUGGCAUAUGUAGCCGCUUUAGCUGCCAACUCUUUGAUUUUGGUUUAAUCUAGAAUUCUCAUAAUUUUUUUUAUCUCCAAGAAAUUUCCUGAAGGAAAAAAAGUCCUUGAAUUUAAACUAGUAAUUUUAUUAAAUGAAGUUAGAUUUUAGUUUAGAAUAUGUAGUUUGAAAAACAUUUAAUCAUUUUGUUAUCAUGAAUUUUUUUUUUUUUUUUAACUUUGAAUAAUAUUCUAGAAUUAUCAUAACUCUUGAAAGCUAUUUUAAUGUCUUUUACUUUUGAGAAUUUAAGUAUAGAAUGAACAUAAGCUGUUUUGAUAUUUACAUGUCUAUACAAAAUGACAAUUGCAUAUGUAAGUCUAAUCAAUAUGUCGGUGCACACGUAAAAUUUGUAGUUAUUAAUAUUAUAAUAUACUUUUAUUAAUAUAAUCUCAAUUUAUGGAUGGAGAAUCGAGUGUAAAAAGCAAGAAGACUCUAAAACUGGAACGAAAUAUUGAAUCUUCCAAUGUAUUCUUCAGCUUAUAUUAUGACUACAAAACGAUGUAUAAAAGGUUUGAUAUUCCAGAAGUUUUAUUAUUGAGGUUUGUAUUUAAUUUUGCUGAUAAUUUUUCCAUUUAUAAAAUUUUUCCAUACUUUGUAAUUUCUAAAAGGUCAUAAAUUGAUUCUAGGAAAUUAAUGUCACAACAUAAAAUAUAAAGGUUUGCCAUCUUUUUGAGAUUUAUAUUCAGUAUUUUAUGCCUUUAGCUAACUUUAAAUAGAUUCAAGAAUUGAAUGGUUAAUAGCACUAAUAAUUAAAUCUAUGAAAACAAAAAGAAUCCAAUGGUUAGGUGGGGCAUAUAGAGAGAAUAAAAGAAAUAUUUUUCAUGGUCUGCAAAAAGGGGGUAGAGAUGGAUAGAUGAUAGAGAUCUAUAGGACUUAAGAAUAAUGAUUAUCUAAAGUGAAAAUAUGAGACAAACUGUUUUAAGGGAAGUCAUGGUCCAAAUGAAUUGUAGUAAGUCAAUAAGGUAAAUACCCCAAUUCAUAUUGUAACCAAUACAAGCACAAUAACAAUAUUAAUAAGAAGAUAUGUUUUUUUCUUCUUUAGCUCCGUAAAAAUAAACCAGAUGUAGCAACCUGGAAGUCUUGUUACAAAUUUUAACCUUUAGUGCCACCUGUACGGAUUUUUAAAGGGUUCAUCAUCCAUUAAAUUCUUUUUGUUUAGAAUAGUUUAUGUAAUUUGUUGGCACAGUUGCGUUCCCAUGUGGGUGUCAUAAUUUGAUGCAGAAAAUCCUCCUAUUGUGUAUUUUUAAAUUUCAUUAAAAAGCCAGUGACAGAGCUUUCCCCUUCAAAAUAGAGAUUUUUUAAAUGUUAUUGAGUUUAAAUUAUUAUUUUUUAUUUAAUAAUUUUUCUAUAGUGUAAGAAAUACAUUGUCGAUGCAUGAUUUUCUCUUAAUUUUAAAAAUGAAAAUUCAUCAAACAUUAGUUUUACAGGUAAAAAAUGUAAGAAAUUUUAAAAUUAAGUUUAUGUUACAAUACAAAUUACAUUAUCUCUUCAUAAAAAUUACAAUUCUAGACUAUUUUAAAACUUUCAUUUUAAGAGGAUUAAACAAAUGCCUUGUUUUGCAAUUAUAAGCAAUUUAACAAAAACAACUUAUGGUACAAAUGUUAAUAGAUGUUCUUACGAGGUCCCUACCCUCACCCUCUUGGAUUUUAGGUUAAAUUUUCAAUUUGUGUUUGCUCCCUAUUUUUUUUUAUACUUGACAAACCUUUGAAGAUGUAGUAUUAUUAGACAACAGAAUACUUUUAAAAAACAGUAGGAAAUAAAAGGGUUGCUUUAUUAGAUUAGAAGGAAUUGCACUUGAUAAUUUUUAGAACUUCUGUAAAUUUUUCCUUAAAACUUUAAAGCAAUAAAAUGAUGCGAUGUGUGGUUUUGAGUAAGUAUUUUAAAACUAUACGUUUCUCAGUUUUUAGAUUUUGUAAAAUCUAAACUUAUUGCAAUUUUGUUGAAAAGUGAUUUGGAUGACGCUAAAAAAUUUCCUUUAGCAUUAAUUGCAUUAAAAUACUUAUCAAAAAUCUAAAAUCUAAUAUUUGUUAACUAUUUAAAUAUCUUUCGAAACUUGUUAAUUGCACAAUUGUAUUUGCAUAAUUUUGUGAGAAAAAAAUUAAUAGAGAAUCUUAAAUACUGCGCACUUUAUAUAUCAAAUUCUGAUUGGGUGACAGCCUUAAAUUUUGAAUGUAUCAAAAUAUAGUGCCAUCUGGAAUAAAUAUCCAUCAUCAGUUUAUUUGUGAAAAUGGAUUAAAGGCAUAUUUAGUAUUUUCUUUCCUCAUCCCUUCGACAGUCAAGUCGAAAGAUUCUUAAUUUUUUUUUUUUUUUUAGCAGUAAAAACAUCUGUAAAGCUUUCCAUUGAAAAUGAAAUAAUUUGGCAAUUUUUUGUAAGAUUGUUCAUAGUAAUGUUUUUUUUUUUUUUAAGUAGUCCUAUAUAUAUUUUAAUUUUAGAGUAUUUUUGAGGCUGCAAAAUAAGAUAAAUUUGAAAUUGUUACGGAAAAAGCUUUUAUGUCCAGAAUUGGAGUAAAUUUUCUAUUCAGUAAUUGCACCAACUAUGUAAAAAUAAUAAAUAAAUCACAGAUAAGAACUUGAAGUAUGUAACUGAUAGCUAUCCCAAAAAACAAAUUUUUUGGGGGAAAUUUUUUAUUUAUUCCCCUAUCAAAAUUUAUCUUAAGUAUUUUACCAACAACCUUGCUUGGAAUACUUCAAUCUAGUAACCAUAGUCACCGACAGUGCUCAAGAUGACCGGCAAAAAAAUAUCUUUUGAUGGACGGACUUUACUGUGCAUUUAUACUUUUAUCUCAAUUUAUAUAGCUUUCUAAUGAAUAAAUACUGAUUUAUAAUUAACUGUACCAACUAAAUACAGCUGUUUAUAUAAUAUCUCAGUCCAUAGGCUUGUGUGAUCAAUAACAUGCGUAAAAUUAUAAGAGUCCAUUAGCUACCAAAUUAAUAUUCAAAUAUGCAUGUUUAUAAACUUUAAUUAGGAGGUUGGAAGGCAUGUCACUCUGUGUAUAUGACUCAUAAAAGAUGUAAAAAAUAUUAAAUGUUAUAAAUUGUAGUUCUAAUUACUUAUCUGCUUACUUGGAUGUGUGUCAAGGUUUGUGUUUGGGUUCAUGUUUUAAGAAUGAAAGAAGAUGAAAGUAACAUUUUAUUUGUGAAUAUAAAAUGUGUAGUCGCACCCUUGUACUUUAAAUGCAAUGCAUUUGCUAUUUAGCAUUUACUAUGUCACAGUUUUUAAAAUAUAUUUAUAUAUAAUCAUCCCAGUGCUAAAAUUAACUAUACUGUAUUAAUCUGUUUUAUAUUUAAGAUGAACUUGUCACAGUUUGCCUAUUUAACGAGCUCUUCUCGAUGCAGAAUCUGAGAUUGUCAAUUGUUGUCUAAACAAGAAAAAUUGCAUUUGAAGGAAGGGAGCAUUUGGUACUUCUCUUGCGGACCUAUUGUCGAAGCUCAUACUAAAUUUUUACUCUCUAUCCCUACUUGAAGUGGUCAAAACGCGCAACCACGGUCAAUGCCCCAAAUUAUUGACGAGGGGCGUUGUUUAGUUUGACAAACACACUAUCAAAUAGCUUAUUGCUAUAGUUUAUUGCUAUCAAAUAGUGUAUUGGUAUUCAUAACAUUACUUACCUGUCAAUAAAUGCCCACAAUAGUUGAAUGUCUUUUUGUGAGGCAGUGUUUACAAACAUUUUUUUCUUCUUUAUAUUAGAUUAGGCAACAGUAUGAAAUUCCAAUGCAAAAAUAGUUUAAUUAUUUGUUGAUAGAUGGCGCUGCAAUUCUUAUUGAAAGUUAAAUUGGCAAAGCUUAAUUACUUUGAUUACAUUAAUUUAUAUCUUAUAACUUUUUGAAAUGAAGACAACAUUUGAUGUAGAAGAUCAAAUAUGAUGUGAUGAAUGAACUAUUCUGAACAAAAUGUUGCAGAGACUAAAAAAAAUGUAACCAGAUGUUUAUUGAUCAUUAUUAUAUUUUUUUUAAAAUAUACAUUUGAUUUUGAAUAUAACAGUUUUAAUACAGCAGGCUAAAUGUUUAAAAAUUAUGCAUAAAAAUAUUGUAAGUAUCAUAUUUUUUUCUGCUUUAGGUUUUAUGCCCCUAUUUUUCAUAUUUUAUGCAUUGUUCACUUAUAUUUUUCUUGCCUUUGUCAGUGUGUUUCUCAACCUUUUUAGUAAUACCAAUCACUGAUUUUAUAUUAAAAAAAUAAAAAGUGUGCUAACUACUAAAUGUAAAAGUAAGUUAUAAUGUCCAAGUGAUACCUAUAUAAGUAUCUGUACAUGGCUGCUCAUAUGGGCUGGAAACUGCUGGCCUAUGUUAUGCAUAUUUCCGAAAUAAAAAUGUGUUUUAAUUUUAUAAAUAUUUGAAGACACAGUAUGUUUACUUCGCUAAUGUGUUAGUAUUUAACUAUGAGUUUUUCAAUUCAUUAGAAAUUAUGACCACUUGCAUAACAAAGCAUUUCAUGUACAGUAAAUGUGAAAGAGUAAAAUUUCAUCGUUUAAUAUGACAUUUAAUGAAUUUAGAGUAGUUUUUCCGACUACCUGUCUUUCUCAUAUUUUCUUUGAAUUUCCACCAGUACUUUUUUUUGUUUAACAUUUUCUUUGUUGAAAAUAUUUUUUGUUUAUCGAGGAUAAAACUUUUUGGUUUCGAUUGCAAUGCUCGAAUGCGCCAUCUGGGGAGAAAACCAGUUCCAUACCUUUGGCCCUUCCUCCCUCUCCUCCUCUUUCCGGUUGUACAGGAAUAUACUACGAUAUUUUACUCUUUCUUAAUAUUGUUCGUCUUUAAUCUGUCAAAAAUAUUUUUUUUAAACUUCAACAACGCUUUCUUUUAGAACUUUGUUCAAUGUAGUGUUCAGUUCCAAAAUUUUUUAAUCUAUUUGAAAAUCAAGGGAAGAACUAAUGUACUUCUUUCUCCUAUGACUCUCUACACGCUAAUGGUGAAAGUAUGCUAAGCAUUGCCAUAGGUAGAGAGUUCUGCUCCAAACCACCUGUAGUCCAUUUCGAUCUCCAAUUCUGUUUAUAAACUCACACAGACCAAUGAAUUAAAAACCUUUAACAUUUUCUAUUAAAUUGGUUAAAUGUUCUCUAGUAUGCAAAACCUGUUGGGAUAAAACCUCCUCAAAAUGCUUGCAUAAAUAACACAUUAAAUGCACUAGAAUG